This is a messenger RNA of Orcinus orca (killer whale), 6112 nucleotides long. RefSeq names its product neurotrophic receptor tyrosine kinase 3 (gene NTRK3). Gene Ontology annotation, biological process: multicellular organism development; cellular response to nerve growth factor stimulus; regulation of phosphatidylinositol 3-kinase/protein kinase B signal transduction. Gene Ontology annotation, cellular component: plasma membrane; axon; signaling receptor complex. The record is from RefSeq and is a predicted model, not a curated record. The coding region runs from base 651 to 3170 and encodes 839 amino acids. Gene Ontology annotation, molecular function: neurotrophin binding; transmembrane receptor protein tyrosine kinase activity; neurotrophin receptor activity. NCBI's taxonomy places the organism in Eukaryota, Metazoa, Chordata, Mammalia, Artiodactyla, Delphinidae. The transcript is spliced from 19 exons.
GAGAGGGAGGGAACCGAGGAAGACGCUCGGAUAACCCGUGCGUUUCGUAAGGCUCGGAGCACUUGUACAUUUCUGCAGGCGCGCAGCGAGCCAUUUGCGGCGGCUGCUGCAGCUCCGACCGCAUCUUCCUCCUCCUCCGGGCGCCGGGUGUGUGGAUGUGUGAGUGUGUGUGAGUGUGUGUAUUUUGCAGGUGUGUCCGUUUUAAUUCUGCCCAGUAGGUGGGACUUGGUGACUUUAGCACCAUAUUUUCCUUUUCCUUGUUUUUUUUUUUUUUUUUCCUUUUUCUUUUUUUGCCUCCCCACCGUCUGUUGCAACCCUGCAAAGUCUCGGAGUCGGAGAGCGCGGCUCGCUUCCCGAGCCCCCGGACCCGGCGAGCCGGCGAGCGCAGAGCCGGCCACCAUGCCAGGCAGACCGCGCCACUAGGCGCUCCCCGCGGCUCCCACCCAGCGGCGGCGGCGGCGGCGGCCGCGAUGGUUUCAGACGCUGAAGGAUUUUGCAUCUGAUCGCACGGCGUUUCAAAGGCAGAGGCCCCCCUCCCCCUUCCCCCCUCCCUCGCCGUCUUUGUUUCCUUCCCCCCCAGCUCUCCCCACUCCCCCCACCCCACCCCCCUCUCCUCUCCUCCUCCUCUUUUUUAGAAGCAGCGAUCGGAGAUGGAUGUCUCUCUUUGCCCAGCCAAGUGUAGUUUCUGGCGGAUUUUCUUGCUGGGAAGCGUCUGGCUGGACUAUGUGGGUUCCGUGCUGGCUUGCCCUGCAAAUUGUGUCUGCAGCAAGACUGAGAUCAAUUGCCGGCGGCCGGACGAUGGGAAUCUCUUCCCCCUCCUGGAAGGGCAGGAUUCAGGGAACAGCAAUGGGAAUGCCAGCAUCAACAUCACGGACAUCUCAAGGAAUAUCACUUCCAUACACAUAGAGAACUGGCGCGGUCUGCACACGCUCAACGCCGUGGACAUGGAGCUCUACACCGGCCUCCAGAAACUGACCAUCAAGAACUCAGGACUUCGGAGCAUCCAGCCCAGAGCCUUUGCCAAAAAUCCCCACUUGCGCUAUAUAAACCUGUCGAGUAACCGGCUCACCACACUCUCAUGGCAGCUCUUCCAGACGCUGAGUCUUCGGGAAUUGAGGUUGGAGCAGAACUUCUUCAACUGCAGCUGUGACAUCCGCUGGAUGCAGCUGUGGCAGGAGCAGGGGGAGGCCAAGCUGAACAGCCAGAACCUCUACUGCAUCAGUGCCGAUGGCUCCCAGCUCCCACUUUUUCGCAUGAACAUCAGUCAGUGCGACCUGCCUGAGAUCAGUGUGAGCCAUGCCAACCUGACCGUACGGGAGGGUGACAAUGCUGUCAUCACUUGCAAUGGCUCUGGAUCGCCCCUGCCCGACGUGGACUGGAUAGUCACCGGACUGCAGUCCAUCAACACCCACCAGACAAAUCUGAACUGGACCAAUGUACACGCCAUCAACCUGACGCUGGUAAAUGUGACGAGUGAGGACAACGGCUUCACCCUGACGUGCAUUGCAGAGAACGUGGUGGGCAUGAGCAAUGCCAGCGUCGCCCUCACUGUCCACUACCCCCCACGCGUGGUGAGCCUGGAGGAGCCUGAGCUGCGCCUGGAACAUUGCAUCGAGUUCGUGGUGCGCGGCAACCCGCCGCCCACACUGCACUGGCUGCAUAACGGGCAGCCGCUGCGUGAGUCCAAGAUCAUCCACGUGGAGUACUACCAGGAGGGCGAGGUCUCCGAGGGCUGCCUGCUCUUCAACAAGCCCACCCACUACAACAACGGCAACUAUACCCUCAUCGCCAAGAACCCCCUGGGCACAGCCAACCAGACCAUCAAUGGCCACUUCCUCAAGGAGCCCUUUCCAGAGAGCACGGAUAACUUUGUCUCUUUCUACGAAGUGAGCCCCACCCCUCCUAUCACUGUGACCCAUAAACCAGAGGAAGACACUUUUGGGGUAUCCAUAGCCGUUGGACUUGCUGCUUUUGCCUGUGUCCUGUUGGUGGUUCUCUUUAUCAUGAUCAACAAGUAUGGUCGACGGUCCAAAUUUGGAAUGAAGGGUCCUGUGGCUGUCAUCAGUGGCGAGGAGGACUCAGCCAGCCCGCUGCAUCACAUCAACCAUGGCAUCACCACGCCCUCAUCUCUGGAUGCCGGGCCGGACACAGUGGUCAUCGGCAUGACUCGCAUCCCGGUCAUUGAGAACCCCCAGUACUUCCGUCAGGGACACAACUGCCACAAGCCAGACACAUAUGUGCAGCACAUCAAAAGGAGAGACAUCGUGUUGAAGCGAGAACUGGGCGAGGGAGCCUUUGGAAAGGUCUUCCUGGCCGAGUGCUACAACCUCAGCCCCACCAAGGACAAGAUGCUCGUGGCCGUGAAGGCCCUGAAGGAUCCCACCCUGGCAGCCAGGAAGGAUUUCCAGAGGGAAGCUGAACUGCUCACCAACCUGCAGCACGAGCACAUUGUCAAGUUCUAUGGGGUGUGUGGCGAUGGGGACCCCCUCAUCAUGGUCUUUGAAUACAUGAAGCACGGAGAUCUGAACAAGUUCCUCAGGGCCCAUGGGCCAGAUGCAAUGAUCCUUGUGGACGGGCAGCCACGCCAGGCAAAAGGAGAGCUGGGGCUCUCUCAAAUGCUCCACAUUGCCAGUCAGAUUGCCUCUGGCAUGGUGUACCUGGCCUCCCAGCAUUUCGUGCACCGGGACCUGGCCACCAGGAACUGCCUGGUUGGAGCUAACCUGCUGGUGAAGAUCGGAGACUUUGGCAUGUCCAGAGAUGUCUACAGCACUGAUUACUACAGGCUCUUUAAUCCAUCUGGAAAUGAUUUUUGUAUAUGGUGUGAGGUGGGAGGACACACCAUGCUCCCCAUUCGUUGGAUGCCCCCUGAAAGCAUCAUGUACCGGAAGUUCACUACGGAAAGCGAUGUGUGGAGCUUUGGGGUGAUUCUCUGGGAGAUCUUCACCUAUGGAAAACAGCCAUGGUUCCAGCUCUCAAACACAGAGGUCAUUGAGUGCAUCACCCAAGGUCGUGUUUUGGAGAGGCCCCGAGUCUGCCCCAAAGAGGUGUACGAUGUCAUGCUGGGGUGCUGGCAGAGGGAACCGCAGCAGCGGCUGAACAUCAAGGAGAUCUACAAAAUCCUCCAUGCUCUGGGGAAAGCCACCCCCAUCUACUUGGACAUCCUUGGCUAGUGGUGGCCAGUGGUCGUGAAUUCAUAUUCUGUUGCCUCUUCUCUCCCGGCCUCACACCCCUUCUUUUCCACUGCACAGACUCUUUUCUUCCAUCCUUGACUGAAGCAAACAUCUUCAUAUAAACUCAAGUGCCUGCUACACAUACAACACUGAAAAAAAAAGAAAGAAUAAAAACCCUGUAAGGCAGUUUGGCAUAUAUAUAUAUAUAUAUAUAUAUAUAUAUAUAUAUAAUAUAUAUAUAUUUAUAUAUCUAACUAUCUAUCUAUCUAUAUCUACAGAGAGAUAACCUCUUCUCUAAUGCACAGAGAAGCUGCUGAUACACAAACCAUAAGACUGUAACAACAACUCAGAAAAUCUUAAGUAUUAUGAAUGCAAUUGAAACUUCCCUUAGACGCAGGCUGUGGCCCGUGCUUCUUCAGCUCCGACUUCUGGGAGCAGAAGACUUUGACGAUGCACAGAGACAAUCUUCACGUUGGGACUGGAGGAGCUGGGGUGGAGUGCCAGUCACUGCUGCACAGGUGAUCAUCUGCACAGGUGUGUUAGCUCCAAGCUCUGCAUAUGUGCAUGGGCAGACCUCAUCGACAGGCUCAGCAAGGAAAGAACACCGAACCAGGGGCCUCUGGGACGCCUCACACAUCCCCUGACCAUCUGCUCCACGCCUUCCUCCUUUCCUCCCCCUCAAGACAAUUUUCUAAUUUGUCUUUUCUAGAAAGUAUAGUUCUGAUGCUUUGGGGAGUCAGCAAUGGCGCCUACAGGUAAACACUGAACAAAACAACAACGACAGCAAAACACAAAACAAUGGCGACAGUGGACUACAUCCAUCUUGUUGUAAACUAUGCUCAAGUUCCUUCCUGAAUUUGAAAGAGUUGUGUCAUCUCUCCUCUGGACUUCAAGAACUGGACUUUCUGGAUUUAAAGAACCACAGAAUUAAAAGCUGAAAUCUGAACCCUGCAACGCACUGCCUCCUGUCUUUCCAUCAUUGGAAAGUCUCCUUGGCCGCACCUCCGACAUUCAGGCUAUUGGGGAGUUAAGGGGGGUGUCAGACAUCCCCCGUGUUGUCUGCACGUGUGGGCACAGCAGGGUUCCAAUGGCAGGAGACUUCAUUCUUUGCGGGUCUUAUAAGGUCUGCCCCCCUGGGUCGUCUAUUUCUCAACCCGCCUUCUCUAGAUUCUAGCUCGCACUUCCUGGGCCUCUAGGAAGUCCCAGGUAAACCCCACUGCCGAGAAAGGGGCCCAGGUCUGGCGAGAGGCUGGGGCAGUGCUUGCUUCAGGGAGCCAGGCAGUGGAGUGGGCAGGAGCCGGGGGGCGGGGCGGGGAGAAUCUGUUGGGCACCUACAUCCGGCCCCUUGUCAUUCUCCUCACGUUUCCAGCCCCUGGAAGGAUUGAUGCAUCUGCCUUUGAGUGCUGUGAAAAUGCAGGGGCUGAGAAAUCACUUCUGUGGACUGGGUGCAGGGGGAGGGGCCGAGGCUGCCUGGGGAAGCAUCCAAUGCCUGGCCGCUGCCGCAGGCUUGGCAUCUUAAUGAGGACGGAGCCCUGACCAGGGAGAGAGAAGGAAGCAUUUGGGCUGGGGCCAGCUCCCUCUGCCCCGACACCAGGGGAAUCACUGCCUUCCCAGCUGCCGCUGUCAAAGACUGCGACAGGGGUGCACCUCCGGGCCCCCCUGACCCGUGACAACAAAAUGCCCGUGGAAACCCACAGCCUAGCCCCACAGAGCCCUCCAGCUGGGGAGAAGAGGAUGUGCUUCUCCCAGGCCACCGGUCCCUCCGCCUCACCCAAGCACAGAGCUACCGAAGGGACUGGCUUUGCCCGACUGGAGCCUCUGGGUCCCCCGACCUGCACCCCUCUUGGCCAGCUUAAGGGACCAUCAGCCGCCUGGAUGUUCUGGCCACUGGAAAUUGCUGAUCAUUCUUGCUUCUCAUCAUUUGGAUCCCAAAGUCGUUGACUUAAAAUGGGUGGCUGAGGUUUUAGUGAAACUGGGUUUUACUCAUAGUGCCCCUUCCUUGAGGUAUUAUUUCUUCCAUUCUUUUCCUUUCUAACAAAUACAUCCAUUGGCCAUGCUAAGUUUAUUUGCAUCCUGGCAAGUCUUGGGGAGUCAGUUUAGUUAAAGUGAUGAUUGUAUUUUAUUUGCCUUUGGAGAAGAGGCUUAUCAUCUAAGUAAAGUUCUUAUGUAAAGGUGUGUUUUAUGCAAAAAAAAAAAAAAUCCACAAAAACAGAUUCUAAAUUUGGUAAGAUGGUCCCAGAGUAGGGGGAUGUAUUCUCAGUUAAUAUUAAGGGAUGUGUUGAAAAGGCAAGUGCCCUCCCUUUCUGUAUUCCCCAGCCCACCUUUCCUUCCUCCCUAACCUCAAAAGAAAACAGAAAAUUAUUUUUUUAAAUUGUAUUAAUAAUUUAUGUUUAAUACAAAAGGAUGAUUUAAUGGUAUCACCAAAGGUCAUUCUCCCAUUGUGCAUGUCCUUCACUCUUGGCCCUGUACCCAUCACCCUGUUCUUCACCCUCACGCUUCCAUCCCAAGGCAACGUGUCUUCAUUGGAAUCUAUCAGUGUUGGAGUUCAAUGUGGGGACGGAGGUUUAACACCAUGACACUAAUGGAAACCAACCAUUCUUCACUUUCAAAUGGUUAAUUACUCCAAGAAGGCAAACUCUUUUCUUGGUUUUUGCUUAAAAACAUUUUAUACAUAUAUAUGUAUAUAUGUGUGUGUAUGUAUGGACAUAUGUAUGUAUAUGCACAUGUACAUGUAUAUAUGUAUAUAUCCAUCUCCAAUAUAAAUAUAGCAUAUGUGAGAGUUGUAAAUACUCCUUGGUCAUACUUCUGUCUUCCUCAUGCUAUCAUAUCUUCUGUGUUAUGUUAACAACUCCAUUUAUUGACUGAUGAAAUCGUGUGUAGACCUGUAUCCUCCUGACAUAGUUUAUGUAGGGUAUCUUCUCAAAUAAAGUAUAAAACAUCAA